Adineta ricciae is the source of this 297-nucleotide messenger RNA. Lineage: Eukaryota; Metazoa; Rotifera; Eurotatoria; Adinetida; Adinetidae. The record is from the annotation of a GenBank genome assembly.
AUGGUGGUCAUUGAUUGGCUUCAAACGUCGGAAUUCAUUCGUGCGAAUUCAGAACGAUUCAUCUUGUAUUCCUUAUGCGGUUGUUUUAUUGGUAUUGCCAUGAUUUUCUUAACAGUUAUUAUUGUUCUUUUCAUGGAACGACGCGAAUAUCAAACUGAAGAGGAUGAAGUACCUCGACAUACCUACCAAGUACCAAGACCUGAUGAUAUUUACAAUGAUAUUUUAGCCGCCGAACGUCCUUAUCCAUCUGUGUAUCAUUACAACGAAAGAAGUCAAAGUGAAAUUUAUCAUAUCUAA